Molecule: messenger RNA, 253 nt
Organism: Trichomonas vaginalis G3
Lineage: Eukaryota; Parabasalia; Trichomonadida; Trichomonadidae
Exons: 1
Source: RefSeq, a predicted model, not a curated record
AUGUACAGAAUAGACGUUUCAGAUUUUUAUGACUUCCAAGCGUUCAGAAAUAUGUGUCCAUUUAGAGACUAUAACAAAGCAGUCGAGAAUUUGAAACGUUUAGUCAUUUAUGUCGACUCUGCCCCAGAAUGUUAUGUCAUGAAAGAAUGGGAUGUUGUCUUUAACAAACCAAGAGCAACCAUAGUUUCAGAACAAGAAUGUAGACAGAAACUUAAGAAAAUAAAAGUCGUACAAGUUGGCAUGAAGAUGUUAG